Messenger RNA from Ctenocephalides felis (cat flea), 3160 nucleotides. RefSeq names its product myogenesis-regulating glycosidase-like. The transcript is spliced from 15 exons. Gene Ontology annotation, biological process: carbohydrate metabolic process. Bases 36 to 3110 code for a protein of 1024 amino acids. NCBI's taxonomy places the organism in Eukaryota, Metazoa, Arthropoda, Insecta, Siphonaptera, Pulicidae. The record is from RefSeq and is a predicted model, not a curated record. Gene Ontology annotation, molecular function: hydrolase activity, hydrolyzing O-glycosyl compounds.
AUUACCUAAGUAAUUUUUAGUAAGUAUCUUUUACCAUGUGGAUGCGAAAAAUCUCAUCUUUGGGUAACUUUCCAUACGCCGACGAAACCGUCGAAGGCGACGACCAUCAUGCAAGUUCCGAAGACAAUUUAACCCUUGCUGAAAACGGUCAACUGAGGCAACACCAAUCAAACCAUGUAACAUGUACACCGGUUCAAAAUAAUUUUACCAACCACCAACCAAGGGUUGCAACUCCGAUCUCCAAGCCCCAUAAUAAUAAAUCGAGAAAAAUCUCCAGAGGUCGAUUUACUAUCAGGAGGAGCAGGAAAUUGGCCACCGUCGCACCGCCUCCGGAGAUUGUGAUAACUCCGGCGACUCCUCAAGUUAAAGAUAAGGAGUUGAAGGAGACUUUUAGAGUUGUGAAUGGACAAAGGAUUGAUGAAGAAGGUGGUUCUGUGGUUGAUGGUGGUGAUGGUGGUAGUGAAAAGGUUAAGGAUAGUGCUGGUGUUGGUGAGAAAGUGAGUGUUAGUAGGGAUGUGGUCAGUGACGAUGAUGAUAGUGAGAAGAAGUGCAGGAUUGUUGUUACUCCUUGCAGCAGUUCUAACUCGGAAGCAGAAGACGAACCAGGACCUCUAGAUUCAUCAUCUAGAAAACCACUAAGGAAGAAAUCAGUUCAUCCUUUGAGAAGGAAUUCUAUAUCCUUGCCAGCCUUGGAUGGAAUUGAUCUUCAGGCACUGAGACAGGCCCAUGCCGACAAUGUCGAGGCUGCAAAACAAGUCUCAGAUUCACCGGAAAGCCCUUCACCGUUCUGCAGCAUCGAAAAUAUGACCACCGACGCCGAAGAGAUGAGGGCGAUGGCAGAUGAAGAACUUGCCAGGGCUCCUUUAAGGAUGCCAAGAAAAAAAAGUAUAUCAACAUUGGCCGAUUUGAGGAUGACUGACCAGUUAGGACUUCCAAUGGGAGAUUCCAUCGAGAAUUCCAAUCAAAAUUCCAUCACAUCCAUCAAUUCUUUGGCCAGCUUACUCCGAGAAAAAAUACAAAUGGUGCCAAAUAUAAUAAAAAAGAAGAAAAAACCAGACGUCGAUUACAAAGUUCGUGCCUUCGUCGCCAUACUAUUUCUAGUUAUUGUAUUUUUGGUAGGAUUUGCCUAUGUGAUGUACCACCAGAAAAUUUUGGCCAAAUCCUAUUUUGAAAAAGUGCAAUUUAAUAAAAUGAGGAGGUCUUUGAAGAUCUAUGAUGAUAAUGGGGAUACUAUCAUCAGUGGAGAGUUGGGUACAACCCUAAGGUCUGAUAGGGUGUUUCCUUGUCAUGCCGAGGAUAUGAACUUUUCUGAAAGGAAGAGUCCCCUAUGCCUAGAAUGGCUGCACAGUGCCCGUCUCUAUCUGGAUCGCGAAGAAGACGCUUCCAUAAUAUCCUCGCACGUCCAUUCCAUAUCCACAUCCAGUGGUUCUUCCCAAAAUUCCAACAACCCAAACCCCACACAUUCCACUUUGAAAUGCUAUGAUGUCUCCUGGGUUGCAAUUUCGCCCUACCAUUACCCUACUGAUUGUUACCAGUGGACUGGGCCGGCUCACUGGCUGGCGAAUGAUACAAGAGGCUUCAAACCAUUUAUUACUGGGAAAAACUGGGGAAAUGUUCUGAAGAGAUACUUCAUCAAUUCCAAAGGUGCAGCUAUUUUGGUAUCAGACGCGACUCCUCUGCACGUCAGCCUGGACGAUGGUAAAUUAUGUUUGAGGGCAAAACGUGAUGACUUUGCAUUUGCAGGAUCUUCUUCAGAUUAUCACAAUCCUGAUGUGGAACCAGAGCCGACUGUAUUGUCCUACAGGAUUUGCUGUGCAGCAAAUCCUAGAGAAUUGCAUUUGGCCUUGGCUGAACGCUCUUUGUGGGAUGGAUUGAAGGAAGAAGAUGUGGGUGUUAUUAAUUCUUUGCUGGCCGAACCUGUUUGGCAGAUUGCUCCUGUGAUCAAGGAAAAUCUUACUGAAGCUGCUGUCUAUAAUUAUACUGAAGCUGUGAUUGCUCAGGGAUUUUUGAAACUUGGACAUGUAUUGGUUAGUGAGCAAUGGCAAAAAAACAAUGGUGAUCUGACCCUGGACAAGGAUAGGUUUUCCACAAUGUACGAGACAGUAGAUGUUAUGCACAGACGUGGAUUUCGAGUUCUGUUUGCUGUACAGCCUUUUAUCAGUACAGAAAGUUCAAGUUUUUCUGAAUGCUUGCAAGCUGGAUACUUUGUUGGUGAACGUGGUGCAGCCCACGACAUUCCUGCCUUGAUUCGAUAUGGAUCUGCCCAAAGUGCAGGCGUUUUGGACGCAACUUCUCCUCAAGCAGUUAAAUGGUUUACGGAUAAACUGUACAGUGUUUUAGAUACUUACAAAAUUGACGGUUUCUAUCUGGAUUACGGAACCGCCGAAGAUAUGCCGCCCCAUUACAAAUUCAAGGACCCCUUAGCCGACCCUGAUGACUACAAAACCCUAUUGGUAGAACGUGGUGCUGAAAGUAGAUUUGCAGCAGUCACUGGAGCCAUAAGGGCACCCAAACCGCCAAUAUUUGUUGCCCUUCCGGAUCUGAAAGGGACUUGGGAGGAUCUGAGGAAAGUCUUACCGGCUGUCCUAAGUUACGGAGUCAUUGGUUACCAGUUUUUGAUUCCUGGGGUGGUAGGUGGUAACACAGGUUUGCCAGAGAAGGAGCUUUAUAUACGAUGGUUGCAGUUGGCGACUUUUUUACCAGUCGUCAAGUUUGCACAACUUCCAGAGGACUUUAAGGAUCCACAGGUUUUAGAAAUUGUUCGUACCUUAACGGCAUUGCGUCAGAAAGUAGUCACUCCGCUCCUGAAAAAAUACUCAAGGGAAGCUUUGGACGUUGGUUUGCCCUUGGUGAGACCCUUAUGGUUACUGGAACCAAAGGAUGCUGCUUGUUUGACUUUAACUGAUGAAUUUUCUGUCGGAGAAGAAUUGAUUGUUGCUCCGAUAUUGGAUAAGAGAGCUACUUUGAGAGAAGUUUACCUUCCUGCUGGUGUCUGGAAGGAUGGAAUAGAUGGUUCCUUAAGAAAAGGCAGUAGAUGGAUUCAUGGUUAUAGAGUUCCUUUGGACCAGGUUGCAUAUUUUAUGAGGAUGCCGGAUAAUACUAGAUUUUAAUGGAAUUUUUUGUUUAUUGGAAUGCCAGAUAUAUGAAAACUUUUCAGGAC